Molecule: messenger RNA, 1128 nt
Organism: Ruditapes philippinarum (Manila clam)
Lineage: Eukaryota; Metazoa; Mollusca; Bivalvia; Venerida; Veneridae
Exons: 4
Coding region: 85-1128 (347 amino acids)
Source: RefSeq, a predicted model, not a curated record
AAGGACGUCAGUAUGCUAGCAUGCCAGAUGUAACAGAUUAGAUAAGCUUUCAACCUUAGAAGAUUCCAUCAUUUAUCAACUCGAAUGACAAGAUUACCUGAUUCAAGAAAACCUACGCAAGGUGAAGGAGUUGAGGCGAAUAUAGGGAUUUCACCAAGACUCCAGCCAUUGUCACCAAGGAAAUCAACACGACUUCCACCGCUCAAAUCUCAGCGACUACCAGACAUAAACCCUAUUCAACCAUCUAAUAAAGUUUCAUUACUUGCCACAAGUGCUGAUUUACAACCUAAAAGAGAGGUAAAGGAAAAAGAUGUAUUCAGCCGGAAAGGAGUAAAGUGUGAUUAUAAAGCCCCUGUUAUAUCAAACAGAAGAGAAACGAAUGAAAAAGUUGUCAGCAAAAUCAUUCCUGUCGUUGAUAAGCGACAUAAAUCCAAUGAUACACAAGUAGGAAAGUCAAAAGAUAAACUUCACAAAACUGAAGUUAUUGUAAAGCACACUGACAACAUCCACUUGGAAGAAAUAAAACGUAACAUUUCACGAGUAGAAUCACAAUCAAAAUUAGUCCCCACCUGCCCUAAAAUCCAUCACGUCAUUAACAAAGAGGUCACGUGGCAGAAAGAACGAGAUCUUCUUAGGAAACAUAGAAAACAGCAGGCGCAACGGAUGAACAUGAAUAGGCAACCAGUAAAGGCUGUUACAUCGUAUGAUAAAACUGGCAAUGAAACAAAGCGGCUAUGUCCAAAAGAAGGAAAGUCUGUUGGAAAUCAUCGAGCGAGCGAAAGACAGAAGAUAGAUCUGUCUGUCCGUCGCAAAUGUGAUGACGACGAAGACUGGGACUGGGAUAAAGAUAUUGAAGAGUUCCUGGAAAUUGAGGAAAAGCAGAAAACCCGUCAGCUAUCAACUUCCGGAAAGUGCACACCUGCAUCAAAUGGGGCAAAAAAUCAGCAAACGCCAGUUAUUUUGAAUUGCACAAAGAAAGGAUUGGGUUUUAAAUCAAAGAAAAGAAUAGAAGAGGAAAAGCAGCAGGAGUUAAUUAGAAUAGAAAAAGAGAAAAGGGAAAAAGAGCGAAUAGAAAUGAUGAUCCCACAGAAGAUAAGGAAAGAUUUAAAGAAGUAUGGUUUUCGAUAA